Messenger RNA from Vitis vinifera (wine grape), 2927 nucleotides. Its product is annotated as tRNA-glutamine synthetase-like. Lineage: Eukaryota; Viridiplantae; Streptophyta; Magnoliopsida; Vitales; Vitaceae. Gene Ontology annotation, cellular component: cytoplasm; cytosol. The transcript has 23 exons. The coding region runs from base 343 to 2718 and encodes 791 amino acids. Gene Ontology annotation, molecular function: ATP binding; glutamine-tRNA ligase activity. The record is from RefSeq and is a predicted model, not a curated record. Gene Ontology annotation, biological process: glutaminyl-tRNA aminoacylation; translation.
AAAACUCACGCCCGCCAUGUAAGAUGUAAGUUGUAACUUCCUCUCCAAGUAGGCUUCACCGGGUCAGCCAAGCAAAGUCGGAGUCCAGGCUCUGGGCUAAGCUGGGUCCCAUUGGCGCAACUUCCUUAAUAAGACAAAGGAGAUUCAGAUUCCAUUCCCACGCAAGCUGGCAUCAGAUUCCUCAGUCUUCUCCAGCCUCCAGGGAAAGAUGUUUCCAUAACUAAAAAUUAAGUAUCUCUAAGUAUCCAUAUCCGAGGAAAAUAUUCUGCCGAGGAAACGCGCAACGCUUCUUCAUUCCCUUCUUAACGCCCUUCUGAUUCUAGUUUUCCUAGGGUUCCAAAAAUGGUGGUUGAGGACGACAACUCAGAGAAGCCUCUGGACCUGUUUCUCAAGAUUGGUUUAGAUGAGAGGACUGCAAGGAACACCAUCGCCAAUAAUAAGGUCACCGCAAAUUUGACGGCUGUGAUUCACGAGGCAGCGCUCACUAAUGGAUGCAAUCGUACAGUUGGAAAUCUUCUGUACACAGUUGCUACAAAAUUUCCAGCAAAUGCCCUUGUGCAUCGUCCAACUCUUUUGCAAUAUAUUGUCUCAUCAAAGAUUAAAACUCCAGCCCAGUUAGAAGCAGCAUUUUCAUUUUAUUCAAGCAUUGGUUCAGAGAACUUUGAGUUAAAAGAAUUUGAAGAAUCAUGUGGUGUUGGUAUCGAUGUUCCUAUUGAAGAUAUUGAACGCACCGUUAAUGAGAUUUUUGAGGAGAACAAGAAUGUGAUUUUGGGGCAACGUUACCAAACAAAUGUUGGUGAUUUAUUUGGGCAUGUUCGCAAGAGUCACCCUUGGGCUGAUCCAAAGAUUGUGAAGCAACUUAUAGAUGUGAAAUUAUACGGAUUGCUUGGUGAGAAGACUGCAGCAGAUGAUGAAAAGCCUUCAAGAAAGAAGAAAGAAAAACAAGCUAAAAGCGAGUCAAUUGCUGUGGAUACUCAUCCACCACCAACAUCUGAAGAAGAGCUUAAUCCAUUUUUGAUAUUCCCCCAGCCAGAGGAGAAUUUUAAGGUUCACACUGAAAUAUUUUUUAGUGAUCGCCCGGUGUUGAGAGUUUGUAACACAAGGGAAAUGCUUGAAAAACAUUUAAAAGCCACAGGAGGGAGAGUUUUUACCCGCUUUCCACCAGAGCCAAAUGGGUAUCUGCAUAUUGGUCAUGCCAAGGCAAUGUUUGUUAGCUUUGGCCUGGCAAAAGAGCGGGAUGGAUGCUGCUACCUGAGGUAUGAUGACACAAACCCUGAAGCUGAAAAGAAAGAAUAUAUUGAUCAUAUUGACGAAAUUGUCCGGUGGAUGGGUUGGGAACCUUUCAAGGUUACUUACACCAGUGAUUAUUUCCAAGAUUUGUAUGAUCUAGCAGUGGAGCUAAUACGAAGGAAUCAUGCCUAUGUUGAUCAUCAGACUCCUGAAGAAAUAAAAGAGUACAGGGAAAAGAAGAUGAACAGUCCUUGGAGGGAUAGACCAAUUGCAGAAUCGUUGGAACUUUUUGAUCAAAUGAGACGGGGAAUGAUUGAAGAAGGGAAAGCGACACUCAGAAUGAAGCAAGACAUGCAGAGUGAUAAUUAUAAUAUGUAUGAUCUCAUUGCAUAUCGUAUCAAGUUUACCCCUCAUCCACAUUCAGGGGACAAGUGGUGUAUUUAUCCAAGUUAUGAUUAUUCUCAUUGCAUUGUGGAUUCUCUUGAAAAUAUUACACAUUCGCUAUGUACACUUGAAUUUGAAACACGCCGUGCUUCAUACUACUGGUUGAUAGAUGCACUUGGCCUUUACCAACCUUAUGUCUGGGAAUACUCACGGUUGAAUGUCACUAACACAGUGAUGUCAAAGCGUAAGUUGAACCGUUUGGUGACAGAAAGGUGGGUUGAUGGUUGGGAUGACCCUCGUCUUAUGACAUUAGCUGGUUUACGACGUAGAGGGGUGACUUCGACCUCCAUAAAUGCUUUUGUUCGAGGAAUUGGAAUCACUAGAAGUGAUAGUAGUAUGAUACGUUUGGACCGCCUUGAGUUUCAUAUAAGAGAAGAACUAAACAAAACAGCACCUCGCAUGAUGGUUGUGCUACAUCCACUUAAGGUUGUUAUUACCAACCUUGAAGUUGGUUCAACGAUGGAUCUUGAUGCAAAGAAAUGGCCUGAUGCUCAAAUAGAAGAUUCGUCUUCCUUUUACAAGGUUCCAUUUUCUAAUAUUGUGUACAUUGAGCACACUGAUUUUCGGAUGAAAGAUUCGAAAGAUUACUAUGGGCUUGCUCCUGGUAAAUCUGUCCUGCUCAGAUAUGCUUUCCCUAUAAAGUGCACAGAAGUUAUCCUCAGUGAUGAUAAAGAAACUGUUGUUGAGGUCUGGGCUGAAUUUGAUCCUUCAAAGAAGACAAAGCCAAAGGGAGUUCUUCACUGGGUUGCAGAACCUUCUCCUGGGAUUGAUCCACUUAAGGUUGAAGUGAGGCUGUUUGACAAACUCUUCCUUUCUGAGAAUCCUGCUGAACUUGACAAUUGGCUUGCUGAUCUGAACCCGGAGUCCAAAGUGGUGAUACCUGGAGCAUAUGCUGUGCCUUCACUUCGAACUGCUGCAGUUGGGGACAGAUUUCAGUUUGAAAGGCUUGGUUAUUUUGUGGUAGAUAAGGACUCCACUUCUGAAAAACUUGUCUUCAAUCGUACGGUUACACUACGAGAUAGCUACAGCAAAGGUGGGAAAUAGCCAAUAGGUAAAGCACAAGCAAAAUGGGAAAUGGGACGUGAGCAAGCAGCAGGAGUGACAAUUUACACAUUUUGAAUGUUUUAUUGAUGUAUAAAAUAUAAUUGAAGACUGAUGUUAACAAGUUCAUACAUAAUUAAGUUUGUAACCUUUAUAUAUCCAUACACUUGGAGAUAUUAAUGGAAGCUUGUUAUUUACAUUGGUUGAAAGAA